AUGCUGGAUCUGGAUCUGGACCUUCAAUGGGACGAUCAUCUACUUCUGGAAGCCAUUGAACAUCCAACGCAUUGGCACGUGCUUUGCGCGCACAGCACCUAUCGAAGUGGCGUUCGGGCGCUCUACGAUGCAUUCGCCUUGAGAAGCUCUGAACUUCAGCCCUGGGCGCCCUAUGACUUCGAGAAGGCGCUGGGUCGCAGCUUCUUCCCGCAUGGUCUCUGUGGACUCCAACGCCUCUGGGCGGCCAACGCGGCCGACGCGGCCGUCUCGUCCGUCCUGCCGGUGGAGAGCUGCUUCGGCGGGUUGGCGCUUUAUCGGCAGGAGCUGUUGACCGACUUCAAGGGCUGUGGAUAUGAUGAGGAGAUGGAUGAUUGCGAACAUGUGAGUUUGCACCGCUGUCUAAGGGAGAAGGGCGCCACAGUGGUAUUGUAUCCCAGACUUGCGCCAGCGGCUUUUGCUUCACCGUCCACAUGUUGCGUGGAGACCUGCCAACAAGCGAAUCAAUUCCCCAUGUCCUUCUUACCGUUCCAGGCCCAGUUCUAUCAAGAGAAAGUCUCCAAGCUCCUGGCACAAGGCCUGUCCUUCGAGGAGUCUGGACGUCUGCAGGACGCCUUAGCGACCUACGUGCAAGCUGCUCAAGGGCCUCAGAGUUCCUGGCGCGCGAGGGCAGCGCUUCUGACUGCCUUUCUCUUGUUACAGCACAAGCAUGUAGAUCAGGCUCUUCCCCUGCUGAAGCAGUCUGAUGUGCAUGACUUGGCCACAGCUGAUCCACGGUCGGCUUUAAUCCUGGGCCAUGUCUACGAACUGCUCGAUGACCUGGAUGGUGCAAGCAGGUGGCUGGAGUCUGCGCUGGUGCCUGGGCCGCCCAACCUCCUGGCACAAAGGGAACGACAAGGAGCUUUGCUGAAAGCGAGCCUGGCACAUCUACCUGCCACGCACCGGUCUUCCACAGAGGUCCUCAGCUCUUUGGCGAAGUUCACCAAGGGCCUCAGUCGAUUAAUCCGCAGUCGCCGACACUGGGACUUUCCGGUGAGCAUCCCGGAGGCCUUCGACACCCGAGCUGUCGAGGUGACACGGCUCGGCUAUUUGGGGCCUCAGCUGGUGCCCCAUCUUCCAGAGUUGGCCUCCGUCUACUCGAGGAUCCAUGUGUCGCUCCUCCCAAGCCUGGGCCACUGUGGCCACGGGUCGACCCGCGCAGUGUCGGCGUCGUUCUCUUCCGUGAAGUCUGUGGCCGACCGACAGCGACGCGUGGGCUUCGUGUCGGGUCUCUUUGGAGAGAGCGCCGUGGGGAACCUGGCGCGCGGACUUCUCCAUCCCCUACGCGGGGAGAGAGAGGAGCGCGAGAAUCGGAGCUUGUGGGUGGCUCUGAUCUCUUUGGGCCGCUUGAAGGAGAAGGAGGCUCCCUGGAGCUUUCUCCCCACCAGCCAUGACGAUCUCCUGCAGACGUCGGACGUUUGGGCUGCCGUGCACGCUCGGGCGGAUCACUUGGAAGAGCUCUCCGACUGGGAAACGGCUUCACCAGGCACGGAGAAGCAGCUGUCAAGUGCCAGGGAGAGGAUCUUCAAUCUCCAGCUGGACUUCCUCGUGUUUCUGGAAAUCGGUCUGGAUGUGCGUUCCUUCGUUCUGGCGCACUCACGCUUGGCCCAAGUCCAGCUGGCGACGUACGGCCAUGCUUCCACGAGUGGGAUUCCUACAAUCGACGCCUUCGUCACCGUCGAGAGCUUCGAGCCGAAUGCCACCAGCUCGGCACAAGAGCGCUAUGCAGAGCAGUUGAUCAGCCUGCCAGGUCUGCCCUACUUCUUCCCAAGUGCGAAGACUUCUCCGUCCACUUCAACAGCUGGCACUCCUGCGCGGGACGCGCCGGACAUGGCGUGGAGCCGAUGGCGGCAGCUGCUGAAGCCGGCUGGGCACGGCAGUUGCCAGCUAGGGAGCAAGGUGAUGCCUAUCUACUUGGUGGCCCAAACUCUCUACAAGCUCGUGCCUGCCUUUGAUCGCGUCCUCCUGCCGCUGCUGCGCGACAGCAGCGGUCGCAGCGGCAAGGGGCUGGUGGUGAUCCGCCAUGGGCAUCCCCAGCCGAAGAUCCAUGAGCGGAUCGCGCAGAGGUUGAUGGCUCAAGUGGAUGCAAGUUCUGCUAAGCGGCUGUGCUUCCUGCCGAUGCAGAACGCUAGCAGCUACUUCUGGAUCUUGAGACACGCAGAUGUUCUCUUGGAUACCUUCCCACAUGGCGGUCACACGACCACCUUGGAUGCCAUCAGCGUCGGCGCUCCUUUGGUCUACCACUUCCCUUCUUCCCUCGCUGGCGGCUUCUCCCACGGACUCCUCAGCGCUGCCAGCGACCUCCAUGCGGCCAUUGGGGCGCAAGACGCCCAGGAGUAUGUGGCGAAGGCCGUGCGCUUGGCGACGGAGCCAGAAGUUCGGAGAAAGGUGGUGGAGCUGCUUCGGGCCAACGCGACAGCGGAACGGGUCUUCGGGCGGCGGGACUGGGCGCGUUCCUGGGCGGAGCUUUUUGCUGUUUGGCCACUGGAGGAUGGCGAGGAUGGCGAGGAUGGCGAGGAUGGCUGGGCGGCGUAUUUGCAGCAGCCGGAUCGAUACAUCUGGAGCCUCUUUCCAGUCGUGGUACCACCACGUGGACGCUUCAAUCUAACAGACGACGCAGCGAGCUUCGGCGCUUGCGCGGCCGGCGAUGGCUUCGCCGAAGCCGCCACUGAACAGCACCGGUCUUUGUGGCCUCUACACCAAGCAGGAUCUGCGUUCGAGGCAGUCACCAGCUUCGCACCAGACCUGGCCGGUUACGGAGGCGACCUAAUUCCGUCCUUCUGCUGUGCGGCGGUGUCCCUCGCGGAGAUUGGGGAGGUCAUGCCGCAGCUGGAAGGCAUGUUCAAGUCCAUGGAGACGCAAAUGAACAGCGGCUGGCACUUGGGCUUGGCCUUGCAUCGCAAUGUGGUUCCAGGGUCCGCACGUCGUGCGACCUCUGCCCUCUACCUACUCACACCGCACGCUCUGCGCUUAGCCGCCAUCUCGGUGGAAUUCUGCUUUGCCCAGACGCCCACGUUACUUGGAGGUUCUGUGUUCCGUGGUCGGGGUUUGGCAGCCUGUCAAGAGCCGCCCAGCAGACUCUGGGUGGCCAAAGAUACGAUGGGUCAACUCGAGUUGAAAUUUGCUUGGCAGCACUUCGGCACGACGCUCCCAGGGAGUGUGCUUGGAGCCUUGCUGCAUCCUCUGCAUGCGAUCGAUUUGGGCCCUGAGAUGCACGUCGAGGGCCUGCGGUGA
Messenger RNA from Durusdinium trenchii, 3270 nucleotides. The record is from the annotation of a GenBank genome assembly. NCBI's taxonomy places the organism in Eukaryota, Dinophyceae, Suessiales, Symbiodiniaceae.